AUGAUGAUGGAUAACGGGGUGAUGACAAAUAACUAUGACGGGAGUUAUGGGGACGGGUAUAUGGAACAAGAGGAGGAGUGGGAGCGUGAGGGUCUCUUAGACCCGGCAUGGGAGAAACAACAGAAAAAGACAUUUACAGCAUGGUGCAACAGUCAUCUCCGCAAAGCCGGUACAGGCAUCGAAAACAUCGACGAAGACUUCCGCAAUGGACUGAAACUCAUGUUGCUUUUGGAGGUCAUAUCUGGUGAGACCCUGCCCAAACCAGACCGCGGCAAGAUGCGCUUCCACAAGAUCGCCAACGUCAACAAGGCCCUGGACUUCAUAGCGUCGAAAGGCGUUAAGCUGGUUUCCAUCGGAGCUGAGGAAAUCGUAGAUGGUAACCUUAAAAUGACGCUUGGUAUGAUCUGGACUAUUAUCUUGAGGUUCGCCAUCCAGGACAUCUCAGUAGAAGAAAUGACCGCUAAGGAAGGUCUCCUUCUAUGGUGUCAACGCAAGACAGCACCAUACAAGAACGUCAAUGUGCAGAACUUCCACCUGUCGUUCAAGGAUGGUCUCGCGUUCUGCGCCCUCAUUCACAGACACAGACCAGACCUCAUCGACUACAGCAAACUCUCGAAGGACAACCCUCUCGAGAACCUGAACACCGCCUUCGAUGUCGCCGAGAAGUAUCUGGAUAUUCCACGCAUGUUGGAUCCAGAUGACCUAAUAAACACCCCCAAGCCGGAUGAGCGCGCUAUUAUGACCUAUGUGUCAUGUUACUACCACGCCUUCCAAGGCGCGCAACAGGCUGAAACCGCCGCGAACCGUAUCUGCAAAGUUCUCAAAGUCAACCAAGAGAACGAACGUCUUAUGGAAGAGUACGAGCGUCUAGCCAGCGACCUACUGGAAUGGAUCCGUCGCACGAUGCCAUGGUUGAACAGCAGACAGACGGACAACUCACUAGCUGGUUGCCAGAAGAAACUUGAAGACUACCGUACUUACAGGCGUAAACACAAACCACCUCGUGUAGAACAGAAAGCCAAGCUCGAGACGAACUUCAACACUCUGCAAACAAAAUUGCGUCUUAGUAACAGGCCCGCCUACAUGCCCACAGAAGGCAAGAUGGUUUCUGACAUCGCCCAAGCCUGGAAGGGUCUCGAAAUCGCAGAGAAGGCCUUCGAAGAAUGGCUCCUAAGCGAAAUGAUGCGCCUUGAGCGUCUCGAGUAUCUCGCGCAAAAGUUCAAGCACAAGGCUGACAUCCACGAAGACUGGACAAGAGGCAAAGAAGAGAUGCUUCAGUCACAAGAUUUCCGUCAGUGCAAGCUAUACGACAUUAAGGCUCUAAAGAAGAAGCACGAGGCCUUCGAAUCAGAUCUUGCCGCGCAUCAGGAUCGCGUUGAACAAAUCGCUGCUAUUGCACAGGAGCUUAACACUCUGGAGUACCACGAAGUAGCGAGCGUGAACGCCCGUUGUCAACGCAUCUGCUCGCAGUGGGACAGGCUUGGUGCACUUACACAAAGACGUCGCGCGGCCCUGGACGACGCUGAGCGUGUCCUUGAGCAAAUCGACCUGCUACACUUGGAAUUUGCUAAGAGGGCGGCGCCAUUCAACAACUGGUUGGACGGCACACGCGAGGACUUGGUGGACAUGUUCAUUGUUCACACCAUCGAGGAGAUCUCUGGUCUUAUGGAUGCGCACGCGCGCUUCAAGGCCACUCUUGGAGAGGCUGACAAAGAAUACCAGGCAAUAGUGAACUUAGUACACCAAGUGGAAUCCAUCGUCAAGCAACACCAAAUCCCUGGAGGUCUGGAAAACCCCUACACCACCUUAACAGCACAUGAAUUGAACCGCAAAUGGUCAGACGUCAGGCAGCUGGUGCCACAACGUGACGGUACACUUGCUGCAGAACUCCGCAAACAACAAAACAACGAGAACCUUCGUCGCCAGUUCGCGGAGAAGGCCAACGCUGUUGGACCCUGGAUCGAGAGGCAAAUGGAUGCUGUUACAGCUAUCGGCAUGGGUCUACAGGGCUCUCUGGAAGACCAACUUCACCGGCUGAAGGAGUACGAGUCCGGCGUAUACGCAUACAAGCCUCACAUUGAAGAAUUAGAGCGAAUCCAUCAAGCUGUCCAGGAGGGCAUGAUCUUUGAGAACAGAUAUUCACAAUACACAAUGGAAACACUCCGCGUAGGAUGGGAACAGCUCUUGACAUCUAUCAACCGCACCAUCAACGAGGUAGAAAAUCAAAUCUUGACACGCGACUCCAAAGGAAUCACACAGGAACAACUCACCGAGUUCAGAGCUUCGUUCAACCACUUCGACAAGAACCGUACAGGACGUUUGGCACCUGAGGAGCUGAAAUCUUGCCUGGUGUCUCUCGGCUACAGCAUCGGCAAGGAUAGGCAAGGAGAACUCGACUUCCAACGCAUCCUUGCUGUCGUUGAUCCCAACAACACUGGUUACGUGUCCUUCGACGCAUUUUUGGACUUCAUGACGAGGGAAUCCACAGAUACUGACACCGCUGAACAAGUAAUUGACAGCUUCAGGAUUCUGGCUGGUGACAAGCCAUACAUAACAGCGGAGGAGCUUAGGCGUGAGUUGCCCCCAGACCAGGCAGAGUACUGCGUACCUCUAGAUCACUGCACCAUGAAAAAGGGUAGAGACCUGAGGAAUAACAAAGAUCUGCUCCGCCACAGAAACUACGAUUUACUAACAUGGCGGAUUAUUUAG
Molecule: messenger RNA, 2709 nt
Organism: Leptosia nina
Lineage: Eukaryota; Metazoa; Arthropoda; Insecta; Lepidoptera; Pieridae
Source: the annotation of a GenBank genome assembly